GGUCAUCUUCCGAAAGACGUGACUCAGUUUCUAACCUGCCUGGGCCAAAUCAGAGUCAGAUCAGCUUGUAGACGAAGGCAGAAAGCUGACCAUACCCUGAAACAAACUAACCAUCUUAAUCUGACACAAUUGACCAUUUAGGCUUCUUGCAGCUCAUUUUGUUGGAAAUUGUAACGAAAACUGCUUGUGUUGACAUCAGCAGCUUGAAUCAUCACUGACAGACAAGAGAUCAACAUGACUUCAGAGCAAGACAAUGGGAAUACGAUCGGAAAACAAGAUCAUCACCAGAAAUGUCCUGACGAAGCUGCAUUACAGCAACCGCGGCCGGAGCAGCAACCGGACCCGGGGCAGCAACCGGGCCCGGCGCAGCUCCAAGUCGGGCCACCGGAGCAUGCGCCUCCGGUCGGACCGUACCCGAACCAAGGUCAAGCCAUAGCUGAUCAGCCACAGGGGAUGAUGCCACCAGACUUCAACCAGGGGUCUCCUGCAGGACCGUACCCACCUCAGGGAUACUCAGGGAAUAACAACCAGGGAUAUCCGCAAGCGAUUCAGACGCAACCGCAAACCGACUCGCCAGGCUACAACCAGGAAAAUCCGCAAGUGAUUCAGACGCAGCCGCAAUCAUCAUCUGAAAAAUACGACCUGGAAGGUCCAUCGGUCGGGGUCAAGCUAGGAGAUGAAGAUGCAUGCAUCUCGGCUGAGGUCGAGUGUGGAGAGGCCUCGAAAAUGAUUUGCAGCGGGUUCACCGAGUUGAUACUUGCCGGCCCAAAAGCUGGCUGCAAUAUCGUUAUGGGUGAAGAGAGUGAAGUUGGUUGCGAUUUGACGCUGUGCGGUGCUUCCUGUAUCUGCGGGAGGUGCCUGUGCACACUGGGUCUCGGCUUCGAGACCGUAGCCCCGUGCAGUGCACUUUGGGAAUCCAUACAAGGUGGCUGUGAAGAAAAACCCAAUGUCGAGCUAAUGGGUCUAGGGAUUACAACCGAUGAGGGGUUCGUCGUCAACCUCUUUGGUUCAGCGAUAGGUUAUGUCGACAGAGAUAAGAGGCAAGAAAGAAAGGAUGAAAAGGAAGAAAAGAGAAGGCAAAAGGAGCAAGCAAUAAGUCAACCUGAAGGCCAAGGAGUUCAAACUGGUGUAACAAAUAACGGAGCCAGCGUAGAGGACGCUAUAUAAAGUUCCUUUGAAAAGAUCUAUUUCUACAUGAUAUUCUUUGCAAUAAGUAA
This is a messenger RNA of Strongylocentrotus purpuratus (purple sea urchin), 1217 nucleotides long. RefSeq names its product protein piccolo-like. NCBI's taxonomy places the organism in Eukaryota, Metazoa, Echinodermata, Echinoidea, Camarodonta, Strongylocentrotidae. Bases 235 to 1167 code for a protein of 310 amino acids. The transcript is spliced from 3 exons. The record is from RefSeq and is a predicted model, not a curated record.